Messenger RNA from Symbiodinium sp. CCMP2456, 1512 nucleotides. Lineage: Eukaryota; Dinophyceae; Suessiales; Symbiodiniaceae. The record is from the annotation of a GenBank genome assembly.
AUGACGAUGGCUAUUGCAGGCAUCUACAACGGAUCCUACUUCGCGGAGGAUCUCUGCCUCAAGAACACAGUGCCGCGCUUCGUCUAUCGGGCUCUCCGCGAGGAUGAGGACACUCUCGCUGGACUGCGGGCUCGUGAUCCCAGUGCCGAGCGCAUCAUGAUGCAGGCACUUGAGGAAGGGGCAGUUGCAAAUCAGUAUCUGCACACCACCACAUGCCCGGAAGUGGCACUCUACUAUGCAGAGGCUUUUGGGAAGAAUUCGAAGCACCAGAUCGUGGAGAUUGAGCUGGAAGGUUUCAACGGCGAGGUCUUCGAUGUUUCAGACGCCCAGGCUUGCAAUCGCUACGGAAUCCGAUACGGUAGCCGAGCAUACAAUUUUGCUGUGAAGCACAAAGUUGUGAUGCUCAAAGGUUAUGUGCACCCCAGUCGGUUGGGAGAGGUUUUGCGAACAUCAGACUUGAGCCUUCUGUCCUUCGGCACCGGACCCUCAUGCGACGACUUUACAUCGAUGCUGCCCCUCUUCGUGCGACGGCAACUCUGCGACUGGAGACGAGGACCACCCAGGGCCACUUGCAGGAAGCCUGAAGCGCGCAAGUCACAGCAUCAGGCCUUGUGCGAUGAUGAUAGCAUUCAGGGCAGAGUGCUGGACCAAGCUGCUGAGAAGCUGGAGGCAAAGAUAGCCAAGCUCCAAGCUCAGAGGUGCCUCGUGAAGUUACUGUCGGAGCCGAUCAAGGAACGCCAGAGGCGUGAGACACAACGCCAGGAAGACUUGAAGCGGAAGCGCGAGGAGGAGCAACAACUCGAGGAAGAGCGGCAGAAAAGGCUGAAGAGGGAGGAGGCAGAAGAGCGUCAAGCAGAGCUGCGUGGGCCGAGGAUUUGGGCCCGCUGUUUCUGCCGGGAUCAUGUCCUUCAAAAUUUUGACCGCCAUGCCUCGCAGGUGGCCCUAGGCAGCAACAGCUACAUCAUUUUGUGGGACCGUGCCAAGGGCCAUCGCUGGAAAGGCAUUCCAAGGGAGCUCGCAAACAAGCUCAAAGGUCGCGCAAAAGAGCUGCCACAUGCGACACUGGUUGCAUUAAGCCCGGAUUCCGAUUGCUACUAUGUGCAGUUCAGUGACGGGAAGUCUCACUAUCGUUCCCCACCUGGGCUCGUCACGGCCCUGCAAGAAGACUCCGAGACCCCUUCAGUGGUGGCCUUAGGUCCAGAGAGCUCAUGGUUUGUUGCGUGGCCAAAUGGGAAAAGCAAUCACCAUGGAUUGCCGAAAAGCCUCCGCAACAUGCUGUCCUCAAACAAGGAUCGGUCUGUUGCGUUUCUCAGUAUUUCGGGCGUGGAUUGUGAUCAAGAUGUAGAUGCUGCGGUAUGGUUCCUCCGCUGGCGGGACGAAGGGCGAAAGCCAAAUUGGAGGCUUAGUAGGAAUGCGCCGUCAUCCCUACAGCAAACUGCAGAAAACGCCUGCAAUUUGCGAAGCAUCGAGUUUGGUAGCAGUGACGACUGGGUUCUUCGUUAUGCAGACUGA